Molecule: messenger RNA, 2080 nt
Organism: Brachypodium distachyon (stiff brome)
Lineage: Eukaryota; Viridiplantae; Streptophyta; Magnoliopsida; Poales; Poaceae
Product: probable zinc metalloprotease EGY1, chloroplastic
Exons: 10
Coding region: 133-1800 (555 amino acids)
Biological process (GO): proteolysis
Source: RefSeq, a predicted model, not a curated record
CCGACUCCUCUCCUCUCUCCUCCCGUGCUCCGCACCCUAUCCUCCUUCCCACGGCCCCAUCUCAUUCUCCUCGCUCCCGCCUCCGACGACCGUAACCGCCAAGCUCGGGCGCUCUGCACUGCGCGCCGCGCCAUGGCGGCCGCCGCCGCGGCGCUCGCGAGCUCGCCCCUCGUUCACCUCACUUCCCCCCGCAUCCGCUUCCCCAGGCCCAGGGCCUCCGCGGCCUCAGCAUGCUGCUCGCGGUGGGGAUGCCCGAGAGGCGCCUACUUGGACUGGAGGCCCCUGAGGCGGUGCGAACGGAUGCGGCGCUUCUCCAUCGACGAGGGCGGCGGUGGCAGCGGGGGAGAGGACGAGGAGAAGCGGAGCGAGGAUGAGGCGGCGGUGGAAGCGAAGGUGGGGACUGCGGAGGAGCUGGGCUCGGAACGGAGCCGGUCGGGUAGUUUCUCUUCCUCAUCAUCAUCGUCUUCAGUGACUCCUGGUGUAUCAAGCGAGCCUACGCUUUUGAGCUUCAGUGUGGAUAGUAUCGAUACAGUUAAGCUAUUGGAACUCUUAGGCCCAGAAAAGGUUGAUCCAGCAGAUGUCAAGGCUAUUAAGGAAAAGUUCUUUGGCUACACAACAUUCUGGUUGACAAGAGAAGAACCUUUUGGCGAUCUUGGGGAAGGAGUGCUUUUUGUUGGAAAUCUUCGAGGGGAUAGAGAGGAAAUCUUUGGAAAACUUCAACGGCAGCUACGUGAACUUACGGGUGACAAAUACAAUCUUUUCAUGGUGGAGGAGCCCAAUUCAGAAGAGGGCGACCCACGUGGGGGACCACGUGUUAGUUUUGGUUUGCUUAGAAGAGAAGUUUCGGAGCCUGGACCUACUACCCUGUGGCAAUACGUUAUUUCCCUGUUACUUUUCCUUCUCUCUGUGUUCUCCUGUAUUGAAUUAGGGAUUGCAUCAAAGAUUAGCAGUCUUCCACCAGAAAUUGUUUCAUAUUUCACGGAUCCAAAUGCUACCGGACCCCCGCCUGACAUGCAACUUUUACUUCCAUUCGUGGAAUCUGCUUUGCCAGUGGCUUAUGGCGUAUUGGCUAUCCAACUAUUUCAUGAAGUUGGACACUUUUUGGCAGCAUAUCCAAAGAAGGUGAAAUUGAGCAUUCCUUUCUUCAUUCCGAACUUCACUCUUGGAACUUUUGGUUCAAUUACUCAGUUCAAAUCCAUCCUGCCAAAUCGGAAGGCAAUGUUUGACAUAUCAACGGCUGGUCCUCUGGCUGGAGCUGCACUUUCUUUUUCAAUGUUCUCCGUAGGCCUGUGGCUCUCCUUAAACCCUGCUGGGGCAAGUGAUUUGGUUCAAGUACCCAGCAAUAUAUUUCAGGGUUCAUUGUUGCUUGGACUUGUUAGUAGAGCAACACUUGGCUACAGUGCUAUGCAUGCUGCUACGGUCUCUAUCCACCCUCUUGUGAUCGCCGGCUGGUGCGGUUUAACAACUACUGCCUUCAAUAUGCUUCCAGUUGGAUGUCUUGAUGGUGGGAGAGCAUUGCAGGGCGCUUUUGGCAAGGACGCUUUGUUUGGAUUUGGCUUGACAACAUAUUCAUUGCUUGGACUUGGAGUGCUUGGGGGACCGUUAUCUCUCCCUUGGGGCCUAUACGUGCUACUAUGUCAGAGAACACCUGAAAAACCAUGUUUGGACGAUGUGAGUGACGUUGGCACCUGGAGGAGGGCCGCGUUGAUAGCUUCGGUGUUUCUCGUUGUAUCGAUUCUUAUCCCUCUGUGGGAUGAACUUGCGGAGGACCUAGGAGUAGGACUUGUUACCUCGUUCUGAGAUACGUAAUGCUUGCCGGCAGAGCUAGGCCAUGAUGCAAGUCAUUUUUGUACUUUUGUAUCCAAAUUUUUGCCACAAUAGCGAAAUUGUUGUGAAGGCCUGCGUUGUUCUUUCUCCUGGAGCUGGAGGUGGAUAUGAAUUGCCCGGUUUGUCCGGUUGUACACUAAUAUGUACUGCGACGAGGUAGUACGAGUUUGUUGACGUGCAGACAAGCUGUAUGCUAAACUGUAGCGACAAAUCUUGCGUUCUAUGCUGUACGUUUAAAGCAUAACCUUGUUCU